GGCAAGUCAAGUCAAGAAGCACCUAUAUAGGAUGGUUCUGUGCACCUUAUGCAAAAUGCUGCUUUCUGUUAAAUUAGUUGGUGGAGUAUAUGCUUAUCGACUUGGAGCAUCAGAAAUGAUCUUGGUUUUCAUUUCUAUUUCUUUAUUAGUACGAAGUGAUAUCCAUAUGAGAGAUAGAGCUGCAACCCGACCAGACACUAAGCAUUCUGAGGAAGCAAAUCAAACUUCAUCUCCUCUAAUGGCUGCUUCUUCAGAUCUGAAAGGGAAUUAUGACCUCUUCCUGAGUUUCAGAGGUACGGACGUUCGAAACAGCUUCCUCAGUCAUCUCUAUGUGGCUCUUGAUCAAAAAGGAUUCUACACUUAUGUUGAUAGCGAGGAGCUUCAGAAAGGCAACUGUAUAAAGCCGGCGCUUAUAAAGGCAAUUGAGGACUCGCGUAUUGCAAUCAUCAUUUUCUCCGAGAACUAUGCUUCCUCACAGUGGUGUUUGGAAGAGGUGGCAAAAAUCAUGGAGUGCAAUAAGCAAAGAGACCUCGUGGUCUUUCCAGUGUUUUACAAAGUGGAUCCCAGAGAAGUGAGAACACCAAGAGAGAGCUACAAAAAAGCUAUGGUUGAGCAUGAGAGAAAGUUUGGGAGAGAUUCGGACGAAGUGAAGAGAUGGAAAAAUGCUCUCUUUGAUGCAGGUAGCUUGUCUGGGUGGGAUUUGAAGGAUAAAGAUGAAGCAGAUCUUAUCAACAGAAUUAUGUGGGAGAUCUCUAUGCAGCUGGACCGAAAACUGUUACACGUUGCCAAGCAUCCGGUUGGAAUACAUCGACAAGUGGCAAAGCUGGAAUCUAUGUUAAAUCUUGAGUCUUGUGAUGAUGUUCUCAUGAUAGGAUUAUGGGGACAAGGAGGUAUAGGAAAAACAACAUUAGCCAAAGCCCUUUACAAUGAUAUAUUCAGAGGAUUUGAGGCUUCAUGUUUUUUGGCAAACGUUCGUGAAACUUCAAAAGAUUCCAAGGAUUUAGUUCAUUUGCAAGAAAAAUUGUUGUCCGAGAUAUUAGUGGGAAAAGAAUUAACACUUUUAAGUGUUGAUGGAGGUAUUAAUUUGAUGCAACAUAGACUUUGCUGCAAAAGAGUCCUCCUUGUUCUCGACGAUGUCGAUGACGUAAAACAAUUAAAUGCUUUAGCUGGAGGCCGUGAAUGGUUUGGUAAAGGAAGCAGAAUCAUCAUUACUACGAGAGAUAGCCAUCUAUUAACUUUCCAUAGGAUAGAUGAAGAUCAUAUCUAUGAAGUUAAAACUCUAGAUGAUUUGGAAGCUCUUGAACUUUUCGAUAAACAUGCUUUUCUUGGAAGUAAGGAAAUAGUGAUAAGGAGGGAUCUUGUGGAUAGUGCUUUGCAUUAUGCUAGUGGGCUUCCUUUAGCACUUGAGGUAUUGGGCUCUUUCCUAUGUGGUAGAAGAGAGCAGGAGUGGGAAAGUGCAUUGAAUAAACUUGCUAAAAGUCUUGACAAAACCAUCAAUGAUGUUCUCAAGUUAAGUUAUGAUGGACUAGAAGACUACGCAAGGGAGAUAUUCCUUGAUAUUGCAUGUUUCUUCAAGGGGCGAUCUAUAGAGUACAUCAUGAAAGUCCUUAACAGUUGCGACUUUGACACAACUAUUGGAGUACAAGUUCUUGUUGAGAAGUCCUUAAUAAUGAAAGAAGGGGAGACAAUACAGAUGCAUGACUUGAUUCAGUUGAUGGCCAUGGAUAUUGUUAAACAAGAAUGUCGUGAUGAUCCUGGAAGACGCAGCAGGUUAUGGCUUUGUGAAGACUUCUGUGAUGUUCUAUCGGGGGAUCUGGUAAGUUUUGGUGGUUUAAACACUGAUUUUACUCUCUUCUUCUCUGACUUCGUUUACUAAUUGCAAUGCAAGUUCUAUAAAUGCAGGGAACAAAUGCGGUAAAAGCCGUAGUUUUGGUUUUACCCAGGACAAAAGCAAUAUACAUAGGUCCCAAUGCUUUCAUAAACAUGAGAAGGUUGAGGUUGCUCAUCAUGAUUAAUGUGCAUAACUCUUUCCAAGGUCCUAUCUGUCUUCCUUAUGAACUGAGAUGGUUUGAAUGGCCUGGAUGUCCUUGGUUUCCCGAAUUUUCCUCUUGUCCAAAUAAGUUGGUUGGGCUUGAUCUGUGCAAAACCAACAUCCAAGUCGU
Messenger RNA from Eucalyptus grandis, 2162 nucleotides. RefSeq names its product TMV resistance protein N. Gene Ontology annotation, biological process: signal transduction; defense response. NCBI's taxonomy places the organism in Eukaryota, Viridiplantae, Streptophyta, Magnoliopsida, Myrtales, Myrtaceae. Gene Ontology annotation, molecular function: ATP hydrolysis activity; ADP binding. The transcript has 2 exons. Bases 32 to 1876 code for a protein of 614 amino acids. The record is from RefSeq and is a predicted model, not a curated record.